UUAAGCAUCUAGCUGGUCUUCCUACGAUGAGCAUAUGGAAUAGUAAUUUAGAAGACAAUCGACGUUCGGCAUUUAAUCUAGAGAUACCAAGCUUUAGUCUACAACCGUCGAAAUAUAUUUCGUUGCCGUAUGCGGAUAGUAGUACAGUUGAUGCGGAUGACAAUUCGAACGAAGAGGAGUCAUCGGACGAAGAUGUUGUUCACAACUGGAUGGCUUCGAUUGCACGUGGCACAAUGUUUGCUCUGAUAGAGAACAUUCUUUCUAUUCCUCAGUUGUCUUCUCAUGGUAUUCAUCAGCUGUCUACUGAUUUGGGAUAUCUCACAAAAGUAUUAUCGACGUUGGAUGUGUCUCCAAUUGACGCAUUGGGCAAGGUUUUUAAAUUAUUAGAUAUGGACGAAGAUGUUAUGAUGGAUCAUAUAUUAGCAGCCAACAAGAGACAAGAAGACGCAGAAUUCUCCGACGCCAGUGAUAGAGAUUUGUUAGUUAAAGUUGCAGCUCGUUCGGGCGAGGAUGCCGAGAUAGAAGAACAACAUGAUGCACAUUUGGUUCCCCUCGAUCUUGAACCUAAACCUUAUGCUCAAAAAUUAAUUGAUUGGUCUGGAUUGUAUUCGCCGCGGGGGCCGUUAAUAGCAGAUGUGACUGAUGACGAGAAGACAGAGUUGAGGAUGGUUCCAGUUUUCGCACAACAUAGCCUCUUUUUUUCUACGUCUUCCACUUUGAAUGAAAAUGUUGGGUCAGACGACACUGAAGCAAAGGGAAGUCGAAAGGGUUUGUUGAUAUCACGGCUGAAAAAGAUACGAGCUGAAAAAGUAGGAGCUGAAAAAGUAGGAGCUGAAAAAGUAGGAGCUGAAAAAGUAGGAGCUGAAAAAGUAGGAGCUGAAAAAGUAGCAGCUGAAAAAGUAGCAACUGAAAAUGUAACUGAAAAAGUAGGAGCUUCAGAAACUAUCGACACUUCAGUACCGACAAUGAGUGAUAGUGAUCAAGGGGAUGAUAAAGGUAGCAUGUAUGGGGAGAAGGAUUUGUUUGGGUCAGAAAGAGGAGAUUAUCCCGUACGUACGGGAAGUGCGAUGCAUGGAGAAGGGACUGUGCGUUGGGGAAGUGCUAUACAUGAAGGAAUGCUACGCGUGGAGUAA
This is a messenger RNA of Paraglomus occultum, 1133 nucleotides long. NCBI's taxonomy places the organism in Eukaryota, Fungi, Glomeromycota, Glomeromycetes, Paraglomerales, Paraglomeraceae. The record is from the annotation of a GenBank genome assembly.